UCAAUUUUCAAUUUCUCGUCAAGUCUAGCUCGCAUCCACCAUGAACGGCAAACUCAUCCUGUCUCUUCUCAUCGGUGUGGCCGUCUUCCUGGCCGUCCAAGCCGACCACCACGAUCAUGACCAUGAAAUGACCAUGGACGAGAUGAAGGCAAAGAUCAAGGGUUACGUCGACAAGACACCAGCUGAUCAGUUGGCUGACCGCAUCCAGAAAGGAAUUGAUUACCUGGUUGGUGGUGGGGCUAGGCCAGCUCAUUUGCCAGCUGCAGUUGAUCACCACGUCGCCAAAAUGAGCCAAGAUGAGAGACAAGAACUGGCUGACUACUUGAAAUCCUUUCUGCACUAGAUGAGAUCAUUUGACGAUGUUUAAGUAACAAGGCUUCACCUUAUAUAAUUCAAGAAAUUAACUACUUUCAAUAAAUUUUAUAAUUUGUUGAAUGGCUUAAUGAAUAAAUUACUUAUUAUCACAC
Messenger RNA from Helobdella robusta, 467 nucleotides. RefSeq lists its product as hypothetical. Lineage: Eukaryota; Metazoa; Annelida; Clitellata; Rhynchobdellida; Glossiphoniidae. Bases 41 to 343 code for a protein of 100 amino acids. The transcript has 3 exons. The record is from RefSeq and is a predicted model, not a curated record.